AUGGAGAGAACCGGUUUACGUAGAUUUUCGCUCUCCUCGACAUCCUCAUCAACCCUGAUAAGUAUGAAGACCAAGAAGACGACGCCGACGACGAGUGGGAAAGAGUGGAAGGAGGAGACAGAGCGCAAGCGCUGGGACUGGCUGGACCUGAGUGCGAGUCCCCGACGCUCGACAUCCUCCGACUCUGACUCUGAGGAUGGCCAUUCGGGCUCAUCCUCGGAUGGCCGGCAAGCCGAAGAAGCAGAAGGAGGAGGAGAAGAUCAUGAUGAUCAGGCCGAUGGUACGGGAUGGGGAGCCGGAUACGAGGAGAGAGGAGACGCAGUCUACGCCCAUCCGCCCGCCGAUUGGUCGCCGCCUCCGAUCCAUCAUCCCGAUCAUCAUCGCAGACUCGGCUCGGCACUCCGCUUGGAUCACAUCGGUCAACACUCCGGCUCGGGUGGCCCGGAGGAAAACCUGCUCCUGGGUCGAGUUCCCUCCCAUCGUUACUUGGCCACGAAUAUCCAGACGAACAACAAGGCUUCUUUCUCGACCCUUGUCACUAGAUCUCCCCCACUGACUCGUAGUCCAACUACUACUGCCGCCGGAUUCCCCCGGCCAUCUCCUGGACCUUAUCCACAUCACCAACCAUUGGGAAGAUUUAAGGCGAAUCAUAACAGUGGGAGGAAUGGCCAUCAUAACAGAGCAUUAACGACCGUCGGUGGAAGCGGAGUACAGCCAGAGCCGAAUUUUGUGUCUUCGAAUAUCUAUCUGAGACCGUUACCCUCGACAUUCACUCCGCUUGACCUCCACGAACUAUGCAUGUCGAUGGUCAGACGACCUGCAACCUCCUCCUCAUCUGAGCCCUGUAAACUCCUCACCGGCCUCGAUCCUCGCUCCAAUCAACAAGAUAUUCAGAAACAUCUGGGCGAUGAUCAUCAUCUGCUUAAGCUUCACCCUUCCUCCUCCUCCUCCUCUUCCUCUAACAACGAUGACAACGAUAUCUCCCCCUCUAAAAAUGAUCGGUUUAGGAUCCUUAGCGUUAAGGUCAUGAUCGAAGAGGAAGAUCAAGCUUCUUUGGGCUCUUGUAAAGGUUUUGGAUUUUGUUUGUGGAAUUCGGUUGAGGCUUCCACCCGUUGCAUCGAAGGAUUAAGAGCGCAUGGAUACCAAGCGAGUUAUGCGCGGGAAAGCUCUAGAGGCAUGCUUGCCAGUCUGGCUGACCCGACGAGUGCGAAUAUUUACCUAUCUAACUUACCGUUCCAUUGGGGAGAAGAGGAUGUGAAAGCGCUGUUUGGAAACACGCCGAUCGCUUCUGCUCGACUCUUGCGCGAUAGGGAUGAUGAGGCCGUCGGAUCUGGCGCGAGUCGUGGGGUUGGAUUAUCGUCUCGAGCCGAUGCUUUGCACUUUGUCGAACUGUUACAUGGAAUGCCGAUCCCAGGGACUAAGUGCCAUCUCCAAUGUCGGAUGGCUGAUAGCCAGGCCCAAAAGGAGUGGAAGCGAAAUGUGCGAUCGUCCUUCAAACAGCAACUGACUCUAGAGCCAUCAGCGCCCGCAGCCCUUCCUCCCUCGGUCCAAGAAGGCUGGAACAACAGGGAUGGGAUCGCCGGCGGGCCGACGGGCACUCCGAAGCUCAAAUGGCGAAACAAGAAAGUGGCGCAGAAGAGUCACUCGACUCCUGCGAACUACAUGAUCGGGACGCCUUCGGACCGACGCAGGGCAAACACUGCCAGGUCUUUCCAGCCGACCAGGAGUGGGCCCGGGUUUGAGCUUGGUGCCGGGGGGUUUCACGUCGUAGGUCUUGGCUCUGCAGGUGGGGGAUUCUUGAUGCCUGGCUUCCAUCCAGCACACAGUGGGAGUCCGUUAGCCGGUGGCGGCCUUCAUAGCGCGAGAUUGCUCACGAGUGGGAACUCCGGAGUGGCUUCCUCGGCGCUGCCAGGUGCUCCUCCCACCGGAGCUUACGGUGACCCGGCGCUCCAGCCUCUGUUCCCGCUGGGCCCGGCUACGCCUCUCCUGCCGUUCUAUCCACCUGGAGGAUGGCCAGGCCUGAACUUCUCACCUGGCUCGGAUACCUCUCCAACCAGCUCGGUGGCCUCCCCUGCGACACCGGCCAAGUUCCCGGCGACCAACUGGCCCGGCCCGGCUACCGCCGAAUUCUUCGAGAAAUCAACCGCCUGCUAUUAUUAUCAUCAUCACGAACUUUAUCAGCCUAUCCCCAAUCAUCAUCUCCCGCAUCAGCCUCAGCCUCUCCCUCAUCACAAUGAGAGUCUGGGGCUUGUUGGUAAUCCUCCUGGUUCGACUGGUCUCAAUGAACAAAACUCUCCCCUUGACGGCCCUACCCAAGGGUAG
This is a messenger RNA of Puccinia graminis f. sp. tritici CRL 75-36-700-3, 2322 nucleotides long. RefSeq lists its product as uncharacterized. Gene Ontology annotation, cellular component: ribonucleoprotein complex; cytosol; nucleus. NCBI's taxonomy places the organism in Eukaryota, Fungi, Basidiomycota, Pucciniomycetes, Pucciniales, Pucciniaceae. The record is from RefSeq and is a predicted model, not a curated record. Gene Ontology annotation, molecular function: poly(U) RNA binding; mRNA 3'-UTR binding; poly(A) binding. The coding region runs from base 1 to 2322 and encodes 773 amino acids. The transcript has 8 exons.